AUGGAGCUAGAACUGAAAAUAAAACAACAUAUUCACAGCGCAAUAUGCUCCGAAAUGUAUCUCCUUUGCGAAUAUUUUAAUACAGCCGGGGGCUUCAACCCCCGCAGCCCGUGCCACCCCGCCGACCGGAAGUCCGGUCUGCGUCCCGCGCGCGGCGUCCCCACACACGGCACUUCCGCCGGUGACGUCACGAUUAAUCUCGCGCCAUCUUCCGCCGAUCCGGCGACGCACAAAAAUAACGACCAUAGA
Molecule: messenger RNA, 249 nt
Organism: Iphiclides podalirius (scarce swallowtail)
Lineage: Eukaryota; Metazoa; Arthropoda; Insecta; Lepidoptera; Papilionidae
Source: the annotation of a GenBank genome assembly